GAAUGCAUCAGACACUUCGCAUUGGUUGGGGAAACUGUUUACUGCGCGUAUGUAACUAACUCAAAUGCUUUACGGCGUAUUUACUUUACCAGUCGGUAACUGACACACCUGCAGUAGUUUAGUCAGUCAGAUUUAUCUCCUACAGAACAAAAUUUAUCUCUGCGAUGGCAAAGACUAUUGAGCCUAAGUUUAAAAUGGUAACUAAAGAUAUAGAUGGUUCAGAAGGACCAGUCUUUGACACGAAGGGCAGAUUUUAUGCAGUAGCGCCUAUGGAAUCUGCAGACGAUAACAGGGAAACGGGACAGUUUUUGGACGGCAUAGCAGGGAAACUGUACAGUGUGAAUUUAAACACUGGAGAAAAACAAGUCGUUUGUACACCGCAAUUCAACGGCUAUGGUGGGAGACCGGCAGGUUGUCAAUCUGAUAAAGAGGAUAAUAUUUGGAUAGCUGAUAUGCGGUUAGGGCUGUUGAAAUACGACGGAAAGGGGAAUUGCAAGCAGUUUAGUGUUGUGGACACGGAUGGCAAUCCAUUAAACGGUGCGAACGACUUGGUUUUCGACGAUGACGGAAAUCUUUGGUUCACGGGACCUGGCAGUCCAGUUGCCCCGUCUGUGGAGGACAGAACAACUAUAUUUGCAGAACCUACUGGUAGAAUUUACUGCCUUCCAAAGGGCAGCGAGGUACCGAUAAAAGUGGACGACAACUUCCGGUUCUGUAAUGGCAUUGCUGUUACCGGUAAAUUGCUACUCGUUGCUGAGACGAUGACGAAGCAAAUAAUCGCUUAUGACGUCACAGGGCCUGGUAACGUGACCAACCGUAGAAUCUGGUCCAAGGUGCCGAAAGGGGCAGAACAAGGGGGACCUGAUGGAAUGGAUUUCGAUGAAAGAGGGUGCCUACUCGUGGCCAACCAUGGAGGAUCUCACAUUGAAGUUUACCCGCCAGAGGGCGGAGACGAGCCUAUUAUUCGAGUCCGCUGUCCCUUCAAAACGCCGAGCAACGUACAUUUUGCACAAAACUCAAACGUUUGUUACGUCACCGAGCAUGACACUAAUGGCGUCUGGGCCUUUGAGUGGGACUGCAAAGGCGCUCUAAUGUACUGUGACAAAUAGGACCGGUAAUUGCGUCAUUAAAACAGUGUAUUUCAAAUA
This is a messenger RNA of Ciona intestinalis (vase tunicate), 1148 nucleotides long. RefSeq names its product diisopropyl-fluorophosphatase. Lineage: Eukaryota; Metazoa; Chordata; Ascidiacea; Phlebobranchia; Cionidae. The record is from RefSeq and is a predicted model, not a curated record.